AGGAAGGACAAACCGUGCUGACUGCUGAAAACGACACUUAAGCGGCAUUUGAGGCCCAUGUGUAUAUAGCGUAGCUUAGCUAAGCUACUGAGGCGGUCGGCGCAAUGGCAGCACAUUUGAAAAAGCGGGUGUACGAGGAAUUCUCAAAAGUUGUUCAGCAGCACUCCCAUGAAGAAGCCCCCACCAAGAAGCUCCGCCUCAGCAAGCCCAGCAAAUCGGCAGCCCUGCACAUCGACCUGUGCAAGGCCAGCUCUCCCACCGACGCCCUGCAGUAUCUGCUGCAGUUCGCCCGCAAGCCCGUGGAGGCAGACAGCGUGGAGGGCGUGGUGCGCAUCCUGCUGGAGCAUUACUACAAGGAGACGGACAGCUCCGUCAGGCUGAAGAUCGCCUCCCUGCUCGGCCUGCUGUCUAAAACGCAGGGCUUCUCCUCCGACUGCAUCGUCGAUGAUGUCAUUAACACACUUAACAGUGAAAAAUCCCACCAGGUGCUGGCACAACUGCUGGACACACUGCUGGUCAUCGGGACCCAGCUCCCUGAAGGUGUCAACGUCAGACUCAGACUGAUCGACGUGGCUUGCAAGCAUCUGGCUGACACAUACUUCGGGGUGAGGAACAAGUGCCUUCAGCUGCUGGGAUGCCUGGGUCCGGUGGACAAGCCCCCAGCUAGGGAGGGUGAGGGUGGGGCAGUGGGCGUGGCCUCCAGGGACGUGCAGGGCAUCAUCAGUGACUACUUCGGGGACCAGGACCCCAGGGUUCGCACCGCAGCCAUCAAAGCCAUGCUGCAGCUGCAUGAGAGAGGGAUGAAAUUACAGCAGACCGUGUACAGCCAGGCCUGCAAGCUGCUCUCCGAUGACUAUGAGCAGGUCCGCUCUGUGGCCGUGCAGAUGGUUUGGGUGCUGAGCCAGCUCUACCCCGAGAGCAUCGUCCCAAUCCCCUCGUCCAAUGAAGAAAUCCGACUGGUGGACGACUCGUUUGGAAAGAUCAGUCACAUGGUCAGCGACGGCUCAUGGGUGGUCAGGGUCCAGGCUGCAAAAAUACUGGGUUCGAUGCAGCAGGUGAGUCCACAUUUUUUGGAGCAGACGCUGGACAAGAAACUGAUGUCAGACCUCAGGAGGAAGCGGACGGCCCACGAGAGAGCCAAGGAGCUAUACAGCUCCGGCGAGUUCUCCUCGGGCAGGAAGUGGGCAGACGACGCCCCCAAGGAGAAGGUGGACACCACGGCGGUGAACUUGAUGGACUCGGGGGCGUGCGGGGCGUUCGUGCACGGCCUGGAGGACGAGAUGUACGAGGUCCGCAUUGCGGCGGUUGAAGCCCUGUGUGCACUGGCCCAGUCCUCGCCCAGCUUUGCGGAAAAGUGCCUGGACUUCCUGGUGGACAUGUUCAAUGACGAGAUCGAGGAGGUGCGUCUGCAGUCCAUCCAUGUCCUGCGGCAGAUCUCCACCCAUAUCACCCUCAGGGAAGACCAGCUGGACACGGUCCUGGCUGUGCUGGAGGACUCCUCACGGGACAUCAGGGAGGCUCUUCACGAGCUGCUAUGCUGCACCAACGUCUCCACCAAGGAGUGCAUCCAGCUGGCUUUGCUGGAGCUGCUGAAGAACCUGGCCAAGUACCCCACCGACCGCAACUCCAUCUGGAAGUGUCUGAAGUUUUUGGGGGUACGACACCCAACCUUGGUCCUGCCCAUCGUCCCUGAGCUGCUGAACACGCAUCCAUACUUCGACACCCCCGAGCCUGACAUGGACGACCCAGCCUACAUAGCGGUGCUCGUGUUAGUGUUCAACGCGGCGCAGUCCUGCCCCACCAUGACGGCCCUGUUCUCAGACCAUACCCUCAGACACUACGCCUACCUGCGUGACAGCCUCUCGCAUCUGGUGCCACAGCUCAGGCUGCCGGGCCGGAAGCUGACAUGCAGCGCGGAACUGAGCGGUCCUGCGUCCAGCGUGGAGUCGGCCCAGCGCUUCCUGAAGGAGAGCCUGUCCAGGGUGUGUGGCCUGCAGCACCUGGACACACGAGGGGCCCAAGCCCUGCUGGAGUUCACCAUCAGAGACCUGCAGAGGCUGGGGGAGCUGCAGAUGGAGCUGGCCGGGGCAGCGGACUUCUCUGCCACCUACCUGCACUGUCAGCUGCUGCUCACGAAAGCUCUGCAGGAGAAGCUGUGGAGCGUGGCUGUCCCACUUUACCUGAAACAAAACGCUAUGGCAACCGCAGCUGCCAAACAGAUCCUGGAGGAGACGUACAAGCUGGAGUUCCUCUACGGCGGUCUGGAGAGCCAGCAGGUGGCCAUCAUCCACCACAUGCGGCUGCAGGCCAAGGCUCUGCAGCUAGUGCUCAUGGCACGGACUCGCAAGGGGGUGGAGCCUCUCCUAGGUGUCUGUGAGAAGUUUCUUCAAGAAGUGGAGGCUUUUCAGAGGCUCUUCAUUGCAGAGCUUCCGCACCUCCAGGACAGCUUUGUGGAGAAGCUGCUGGAGCUGAUGCCUAGGCUUGUGGCCUCCAAGCCCGCGGACCUCAUGAAGAUCCUGCAGACUACUCUGAGACAGAGCGGAUUCCUGCAGCUCAAGCUGCCUGAGCAGAUCCACCGUGCGACAGCGACCAUAAUCGAACCCACGGGAGAAUCAGACAAUCCGCUGCGGUUCACCUCUGGGCUGGUGGUGGCCCUGGACAUCGACGCCACCUUGGAGCACGUGCAGGAUCCCCAGACCACAGUCAAAGUUCAGGUGUUGUACCCCGAUGGACAUUCGCAUAUUAUUCAUCCCAAGCCCGCAGACUUCCGGAAUCCAGGUCCCGGAAGGCACCGGCUCAUCACACAGGUGUAUCUGUCCCACUCCGCCUGGACAGAGCCGUGCCAGAUCGAGGUCAAGCUGCUGUUGGCAUACGGCUCCAGUUCAGGGCCCGGCUCCAGCAGGAGCCCCUGGAGUGAGAGCACGGAGGGCCUCCAGUCCACAGAGAGCGCCAUCGAGGGCACCAUCCCCUUGAGCAAAGCCGUUAAGGUGUUCAUUAUGCCCAAGCCAGCACGCCGCUGACCUCUGCUGGACGUGGAAAGCUACAGGCUGGGGGAAUCCCCUCACAUGCAACAACGGAGUGCCGCAUGUGGGACUGCUAGUUAAUGCAUACAGCUGACAACAUUCCUCAGAGACUGUCUCUCAGAGAUUCUUCAUUAAUGUCUCUCUUCAUAUUAGUGGGCAAAUUUAGUAGCAGCUCUAUUUUAGUGUGUAUUUUUUUUUGAGGUUGAAAGAAGGUCUAGGCGAAGCGUCUGCUGCAGUCAAACUCAAAGGGAGAUCAAAGUAGCCUCUUUAUUAUUUUUUACAGCCAAAACAAAAGAUGAGCCAGUGUUAAAAAUCCAUUUACACCCUUAUACGCUUCCCGCCAGCUCACCUUAAAUACACAGGCAGAUGGGGGACUUGGGAGCCUGCUGUGGUACGCAAUGCCACCUGCUGAGGCCGCUGUAUUGCUGUGUCUGAUGUCGUCAGCAGGUAGAAUGGAAGACCCCGCCCACCUUGGCUCCCUUCCCAGCCAGGGAGUUGUACUCUCUCACAGCCUUUUCAGUCUGAAGUACCACCACAUCUACCCCCUGCUUCUUCACGUAGUCUACAGUGGCAGGAGGUACCUAGUGAAGGGAAUUAUUUUCAGCAGUUUUUUUUUUUUUAUCCAAGAUGCAUUUAGUUUUUAUUGGUAAUUUCAGACAAUAAAGCAAAUGUUAAUGCAGCUUGCAUCAGCUCCAUAGUGAUCUGAGUUUGCUCCCAUCUGCCCCCUAUAGGUACUGCAGUGUAAUGACCCAGCCUGGCAUAUAUUCUAUACUCGACAUGUUUUUAAGGCCGCCUUGCAUUUUGUGCCGUAACAAAUCCGCCGUCACCGUCUUGUGUGGUUAGCCACCCAAAUGAGCAUGUGUACUGCUAAUCUGCGGACAGUGUACAGCCCGAGUUGCCGGCAGGGUACAGUAAGGUGAGGUUAGCUUCUGUGGUGAUACCAUGAGGAUUGCCUACCUGCAGAGCUUCGCUCAUACCCCUCCCAAUGACCAAAGUGUCCACCCCCUUCCUUAGCACCUCCUCCAGGUCAGAAGGCUGAACUCCUGGAUAAUGCUAAGGAUAUACCCACAAUUAGAUGGCUCUCUGUGGGCCAGUCACCUGGCAAAGGCCUAGAUGCCAAUAGAAAAAAAAAUAUCUGCAUGAGUAUAUCAACACUAUACAAGUAAAUGGGAGAGUCCCACUUGCUUACAUCAGUUCCAGUCUCUCUCCAGUCCCAGGUCCUACUUCCCCCGGGCCAGACUUUGCAGUCUUUGUAGGAGGAGGAGCAUCCUUUAACCUUCAUGUGACCCCAGGACAGGGAUGCGAUCUCUGGGGAAGCCAU
Brienomyrus brachyistius is the source of this 4344-nucleotide messenger RNA. RefSeq names its product integrator complex subunit 4 (gene ints4). Gene Ontology annotation, cellular component: integrator complex. The transcript has 23 exons. Gene Ontology annotation, biological process: snRNA processing. The record is from RefSeq and is a predicted model, not a curated record. Lineage: Eukaryota; Metazoa; Chordata; Actinopteri; Osteoglossiformes; Mormyridae. The coding region runs from base 105 to 3020 and encodes 971 amino acids.